GGGCAGGGGGACAGAGUGUGUGUUGGUGUCACACAUCACAGCGAUGGUUUCCAAUGGCUGCCUCCUCUUCCUCCUGUCCUGUUUGCAGAUGUCCACCUGCCUCAAGGCUCCAUCUGUACACAGUGGUGCUGGAUCUCACAUCACAGCUGAGCAGCAGAACGACAGCGGAUGAAGAUGACCAACAGCUUCUGCAGUUUCCUGCUCGUCCUCACAUUCUUCAGAGGAAGUUACUUCAAACACCUGGAGCUGCACUUCCCUUCCCUCCCCUCAAGGUUCUGUCCAAUGGGGAGCCGUGUCUUCUGUUUCAGGCCCGGAAACUGUCUAUUCGCUUCGACCAGCGGAAGCCAUUGGACCUGACAGAGCGAGCGUUUUCUCCUCUGAAAUCUGUGGACAUUAGCCAGUCUGUCUGCGACAAAGACAAAGCCACGUUGGUUAUGAGGUUUGGAGAUGUGGAGGAUGUGAGAGGCCUGUUCAUCAGGAUCCAUCUGUCCAACUCCUUCUCCCAGUCCUCGGGUCAGAGGUGGUUCUCCGUGGACUCUCUGUCUCUGUCCUAUAAUGUCUCUGAGGAGGUCAUGUUCAACAUCAGUGACAUCUAUGCUCCGUCCUCAUCCUCCUACCACUGCCUCCAUGUCAGCAGCCUGCACCGCCUCAGCGCUCUGCUCCGGCCCUGCACUGACCAUGCUCACCUCUUGGCUGUCACCUUCACACACUUCCAGAUCCAGGCCUUCAACGUCAGCUCCGGUCACUUUUCCCCUCCUACCGACUGUUCCACUGUGGUGACGCCAGCGAUCCUCAUGGGUCUGGUCACGUCACUAAUCCUGCUGCUGGUCCUGGCCUACGCUCUGCACAUGGUCGUCCACCUCAAAGACAUCGACCACAACCAAGAACACAAAGACAAUGUCUACUCUCCUCGACACCUCCAACAGCCUGAACACUGCAGUGGGGAAGACAUUACUUUGACAAAUGCUCUGUAGACAGACAUACUGACACCAAACUGGAGACAGUUUGGUUCCAUAGACUGAUUGUAAAGACAUAGACAGUAUUCAGCCUCGGCCUGGUGUCACAAGCUCCGCCCCAUCCACGUUAUUCAGUCCAGUUCAGUUAACUAAAAAUACAUGUCCAUAAAAUGUUCUCAAGGUGACUUAGUCUUUUGAGAUUUCAGGAAAUAAUUUGUGUUCCAAUUGCUGCACCUUUUCUGGUCAUUUUGUAAUAAUAUGAGAUAAAACAAGUAACUGUGUAAUAACCAGUUACUGUCUUGAAAUUGUCCAAUGUGUGUCUUGGAACUAUUGACCAUGAGUGCUAGUGUGUCGGUGUCUCAGUGUGUCCUUCCAUACUGGAACCACAGAUAACCACAGCUGUGGGGUUUUGGGUUCAUUUGUCCACAGUGGGAGGACACGGUGCCAAGGCUGCAACUAAACACUAGUUUAAUACUCGACUAGUCACAGACUACUGUAACUAGUAGUAUGAAUGGCAAAAAAAGGAUCUCAUUUCUAUUUAUUGCAGCAAUAAAAUACAUUGUCUUUCCUUUAACAAGAACAUUUGGUGACAGCAGUUAGAACGCUAAACAAAGUUAAACAGAUAUUCAAUAUUCAACAAUUAUUGCAGCAGCAAUAACAUGCUUUUCUCCCCUUAAACAAAAGUGCAUUUUGUGCAGAACAGUUACAGUGACUAACAAAGUUUGUUAAACAACUAAAUACCCAAGAGCGGCAAUCAGCAAUAAAAUAAACAUUUGUCCUUAAACAAAAUUUCAUGACAUCACUAACAACCUACCACCAAAUAAAUUAUUUGUCAACU
Sphaeramia orbicularis (orbiculate cardinalfish) is the source of this 1794-nucleotide messenger RNA. Its product is annotated as V-type proton ATPase subunit S1-like protein. Gene Ontology annotation, molecular function: ATPase activator activity. The coding region runs from base 54 to 974 and encodes 306 amino acids. The transcript has 8 exons. Lineage: Eukaryota; Metazoa; Chordata; Actinopteri; Kurtiformes; Apogonidae. Gene Ontology annotation, cellular component: proton-transporting V-type ATPase complex. The record is from RefSeq and is a predicted model, not a curated record.